CACGUACCUGAUCCCCAGACACAACGACACCCCUUGGAAUCCAUUGGUGCUGUUUGGAAGCUUACCUUACCUUUGGAUAGCUACCAGCCACGGUUGUUGUUUGGAUCGCUUCUAAUUCUAGUCUGGAACCUAGUAACCUACCCGUUCCUCCAGUUCAACGGAUUUUCCAUACAAAGCGAUAACCGAGCCAACCGCCGAUCUCUUUAUAGCACGGCAGUAUUCGAGAUAUUCACACCGUCAAAAUGAGCGGUUAUCCUGGUCAAGGUUAUCAAGGUCAGGGCUAUGGCCAAGGCUAUGGCCAAGGUUAUCCUCCUCAGGGAGGAUAUUACCCACCGCAGCCUGGUUAUGGCGGAUAUCCUCCACAGCCGCCUCCGCCACAACAGUACCAGUAUGGUCCGCCUCAGGGCGGCUACCAGUACCCGCCUCAGGGCGGCUCUCACUACCCCCCUCAGGAUGGAUCUCGGGCAGGACCCGGUGAUCAAUCCCACCAACCGCCACAGGGUAUGCAACAAUUUGGACACGGAGCACCUUCGGAUUAUGCCUUCCAGUACUCGCAGUGUACGGGCAAGAGGAAGGCCCUCCUCAUCGGCAUCAACUACUUUGGUCAAGAGGGCGAGCUCCGCGGCUGCAUCAACGAUGUUCGCAAUCUCUCCAACUUCUUGAUGGAGUUUUACAACUACCGCCGUGAGGACAUGGUCCUCCUCACAGAUGAUGCGCAGGAUCCCAUGUCCCAGCCCACAAAGGACAACAUCACCCGUGCUAUGCACUGGCUUGUUGAGGGCGCGCAACCAAAUGACUCUUUAUUUUUUCACUACUCUGGCCAUGGUGGACAAACUGAGGACCUCGAUGGGGACGAGGACGAUGGGUACGAUGAGGUGAUAUACCCUGUCGACUUCCGGGCGAACGGUCACAUUGUCGACGAUGAUAUGCAUCUUUGGAUGGUGCAACCCCUCCAGGCGGGUGUUCGUCUGACUGCCAUCUUCGACUCUUGUCACUCCGGUACCGCCCUGGACCUUCCAUACGUAUACUCAACCAACGGUGUUCUCAAAGAGCCGAAUUUGGCCAAGGAGGCCGGUGUUGGUCUGCUCGGUGCCGUCCAGUCUUACGCUAGGGGCGACCUGGGCGGUGUUGCAACCAGCCUAUUCGGCUUUGCCAAGAAGGCUUUUAGCGAUAAGCAGGCGCGGGAAAGAACCAUGCGCACCAAGACAUCGCCGGCUGAUGUUAUCAGCUGGUCAGGCAGCAAGGACGACCAAACAUCUGCCGAUGCCACGAUCGCGUCUCAGGCCACGGGAGCCAUGUCGUAUGCGUUCGUGUCAGCUCUGAGGGCAAACAGGCACCAAACCUACAACCAGCUGCUCAACAGCAUCCGAGACAUUCUGGAAGGACAGUACAGCCAGAAACCUCAGCUGUCCUGCUCACACCCACUGGAUACCGAAAACGUGUGGUUUGUCAUGUAAUAUGUGCACACUAGACCAACAGGCUAUGGACAGCUCAAGGCUGUUUCGGUUCAACAUGAAAUCAUGCUUAACACAUGAGUUCUUUGGAAUUGUUUUGGUGUUCACUCUAUGAGGGUCGUCUAGGGCCACAAUUAUUGGUUUCCAUGCUUUAUAGGCGUUUUAUAUGUCAUCUGUCACACCGUGACAAGGGCCUAAUUAUCCAAUCUUGCCUGGCUGACUUCAAUGACAUUGGUCACUUCAAGUUGGAUCCGUAAGGCUUUUUGGAGCAAGGCUGGUCGAGACAGUAUAUCUUGAUAGUGAUCGACUGCAGGUUUCGGCAUCCUGGACAGGGGCUCUACAUGGUAG
Molecule: messenger RNA, 1802 nt
Organism: Pyricularia grisea
Lineage: Eukaryota; Fungi; Ascomycota; Sordariomycetes; Magnaporthales; Pyriculariaceae
Exons: 6
Coding region: 243-1457 (404 amino acids)
Biological process (GO): proteolysis
Molecular function (GO): cysteine-type endopeptidase activity
Source: RefSeq, a predicted model, not a curated record